AUGGACUUUGAUACAAGCAAGGAAAGAGGAGCAGGGGAGGAGCAGGGGAGGAGCGGGGGAGGAGCGGGGGAGGAUCAGGGGAGGAGCAGGGGAGGAGCAGGGGAGGAGCGGGGGAGGAGCGGGGGAGGAGCGGGGGAGGAGCAGGGGAGGAUCAGGGGAGGAGCAGGGGAGGAGCAGGGGAGGAGCAGGGGAGGAGCAGGGGAGGAGCAGGGGAGGAUCAGGGGAGGAGCGGGGGAGGAGCAGGGCCGGAGCAGGGGAGGAGCGGGGGAGGAGCGGGGCAGGAGCAGGGGAGGAGCGGGGGAGGAGCGGAGGAGGAGCGGGGCAGGAGCAGGGGAGGAGCGGGGGAGGAGCGGGGGAGGAGCGGGGCAGGAGCAGGGGAGGAGCGGGGGAGGAGCGGGGGAGGAGCAGGGGAGGAGCAGGGGAGGAGCGGGGGAGGAGCGGGGGAGGAGCAGGGGAGGAUCAGGGGAGGAGCGGGGGAGGAGCAGGGCCGGAGCAGGGGAGGAGCGGGGGAGGAGCGGGGCAGGAGCAGGGGAGGAGCGGGGGAGGAGCGGAGGAGGAGCGGGGCAGGAGCAGGGGAGGAGCGGGGGAGGAGCGGGGGAGGAGCGGAGGAGGAGCGGGGCAGGAGCAGGGGAGGAGCGGGGGAGGAGCGGGGGAGGAGCAGGGGAGGAGCAGGGGAGGAGCGGGGGAGGAGCGGGGGAGGAGCAGGGGAGGAGCAGGGGAGGAUCAGGGGAGGAGCAGGGGAGGAGCAGGGGAGGAGCGGGGGAGGAGCAGGGCCGGAGCAGGGGAGGAGCGGGGGAGGAGCGGGGGCAGGAGCAGGGGAGGAGCGGGGGAGGAGCGGAGGAGGAGCGGGGCAGGAGCAGGGGAGGAGCGGGGGAGGAGCGGGGGAGGAGCGGAGGAGGAGCGGGGCAGGAGCAGGGGAGGAGCGGGGGAGGAGCGGGGGAGGAGCAGGGGAGGAGCAGGGGAGGAGCGGGGGAGGAGCGGGGCAGGAGCAGGGGAGGAGCAGGGGAGGAGCAGGGGAGGAGCGGGGGAGGAGCAGGGGAGGAGCGGGGCAGGAGCAGGGGAGGAGCAGGGGAGGAGCGGGGGAGGAGCGGGGGAGGAGCGGGGCAGGAGCAGGGGGAGGAGCGGGGGAGGAGCGGGGCAGGAGCAGGGGAGGAUCAGGGGAGGAGCAGGGGAGGAGCAGGGGAGGAGCGGGGGAGGAGCAGGGGAGGAGCAGGGGAGGAGCAGGUGAGGAUCAGGGGAGGAGCGGGUGAGGAGCGGGGGAGGAGCAGGGGAGGAGCAGGGGAGGAGCAGGGGAGGAGCAGGGGAGGAGCGGGGCAGGAGCAGGGGAGGAGCGGGGGAGGAGCGGGGCAGGAGCAGGGGAGGAUCAGGGAGGAGCAGGGGAGGAGCAGGGGAGGAGCGGGGGAGGAGCGGGGGAGGAGCGGGGGAGGAGCAGGGGAGGAUCAGGGGAGGAUCAGGGGAGGGGCAGGGGAGGAGCAGGGGAGGAGCAGGGGAGGAGCGGGGCAGGAGCAGGGGAGGAGCGGGGGAGGAGCGGGGCAGGAGCAGGGGAGGAGCGGGGGAGGAGCGGGGCAGGAGCAGGGGAGGAUCAGGGGAGGAGCAGGGGAGGAGCGGGGGAGGAGCGGGGGAGGAGCAGGGGAGGAGCAGGUGAGGAUCAGGGGAGGAGCGGGAGCAGGGGAGGAUCAGGGGAGGAGCAGGGGAGGAGCAGGGGAGGAGCGGGGGAGGAGCGGGGGAGGAGCAGGGGAGGAGCAGGUGAGGAUCAGGGGAGGAGCGGGGGAGGAGCAGGGGAGGAGCAGGGGAGGAGCAGGGGAGGAGCAGGGGAGGAGCGGGGGAGGAGCGGGGCAGGAGCAGGGGAGGAGCGGGGGAGGAGCGGGGCAGGAGCAGGGGAGGAUCAGGGGAGGAGCAGGGGAGGAGCAGGGGAGGAGCGGGGGAGGAGCAGGGGAGGGGCAGGGGAGGAGCGGGGGAGGAGCAGGGGAGGAGCAGGGGAGGAGCAGGUGA
Knipowitschia caucasica is the source of this 1992-nucleotide messenger RNA. Lineage: Eukaryota; Metazoa; Chordata; Actinopteri; Gobiiformes; Gobiidae. The record is from the annotation of a GenBank genome assembly.